CCACGCUCUGAACGCACUCUACUCACCUACCGAUGGAUACAGGAUAGCAUUCAACGCUCGCCAUGGCCGCCUCCACAAAAUCCCUCGCCUCUCUCCUCGCCCAGGCAUCCCUCGACGACCACGACGAAGUCCUGAACGCCGCCAAUGCCGCGAUCAAGAAGUCCAAGACGGACUUAGAUGCCCACCAUGCCAGAGCGGUAGCGCUAUUACAUUUGGACCGGUUCGAUGACGCGGUGAAAGCCUUUGAGGAUGUGAAGGGGCUGCAAGAAAAGGCGCCAUUCGAGUAUGCGUACGCGCUGUAUAAAACGGGGAAUGCGGCGAAGGCUGUCGAGGUUGCAGAGGCCGAGGGAGGCGCGAGUCGCGGGAUGAAGCAUGUGCUUGCCCAGGCUGCAUACCGCUCGGAGAACUUCGCCCAAGCCGCCAGCGUGUACCGUGAAUUGGCCAGCCAGGGUGUCAAAGACGAGGAGUACGACAUACGAAUUAACUCGGGCGCCGUAGACGCGCAGUUGGAGUGGUCCGGACAGGGCGAGCUAGCGCAGAAGAAGAAACCCGAGAGAGAGGAUCUGGCAGUCUUCGAAACGGCGUACAAUGCAGCCUGCGGAAGCAUAGCGCGAGCCGAAUACGCGCAGGGAGAAAUAUGCUUGAAAAGGGCAAAGAAUCUAUGCGAGGCUUUGUCGGAUCUGUCAGAGGCGGAGAAGCAGGCAGAGAUUCUGCCUAUCACAGUACAGCAAGUCUUCGUGCUCACACAAAUGGGAAGGGUAGACGAGGCGGAGCAGCUAGCUACGACGAUACCCUUCACCGAGAUCAAGGAGCUGUCCACACGAUACCUUGCCCAAGUAAACAGCAUCGCUGCCUCGAAGGAUCAUUCAAAUCCGUACCUCUCACAUCGCCUUUUCCACUCCUCACCAAAGCCUCCGAAGACGGACCAGCACUUCGCCUUUCAGUCUAACCUGCUACGUCAAGAUGAAUACGUCGUUUCGCUCCUCUCACAAAAGGUAGCCGGGGUUGCUUCAUCUACCGAAAAGGUGAUAUCGACGGCGCCGGCUCCUACGCUCUCUCCUGCCGUCAACAUGGCUGCCGUUCUGAACGCAGCAGCGCACUCACGAAACGCCGCAACCGAGAAAGCCGCCCUGAAGGAAAUCCUUCCUUUGCUAGAGAAGAGGCCGAAUGAUGUGGGCCUCAUCCUGACCAUCACACAUCUCUACGUCUUGACAGGGAACCACGCUGCCGCAGCACACCUGCUAGAAUCCUUCUUCAAGCGCCUUGAGCGGUCCGGCGACGCAUCAGACCUCGACGUGCGCUUCGCGCCAGGCCUCGUCGCCACUCUCGUCUCGCUAUACUCACAACAAGGCCGUCCAGGGGCCUCGAAGUCUGAACUAGCAAAAGCAGCAGAAUACUGGCGGAAACCGCACAAGUCGAAAACACAACCUCCGUCCAAAGCGCUGCUUGUAUCCGCGGGAACAGCAUUGCUAGACACACACAAUUCGGAAAAUAUUAAGGCAGCAGGCGAAAUAUUCAGGAAUCUGUACGAUCAAGAUAACUCUGACCGGGCAGCCAUCGCCGGCCUGGUCGCCGCAUACUCCAUAACGGACCCAUCCGGUCUCCCCUCUGACCUCACCUCCCUGCUUCCAGAAGCCUCUCGACUCGUCUCCGACAUCGACGCCGCUACGCUUGAAGACGCUGGUGUACCCCUCGGCACUCUAACGACCACGUCCGUUCAACAAAUAGAGGCCCGCAAACGCAUAGCGCCUAAACCCGAGCUUUCGAAACCGAAGAAGAUGCGGAAGAGCAGGAUGCCCAAGGACUUCGAUCCGAAUAAGAAGAUGGAUCCAGAGCGGUGGCUGCCAAUGAGGGAUAGGAGUUACUAUCGGCCGAAGGGCAAGAAGGGAAAGAAGAAAAUGGAGGGAUUGACGCAGGGUGGUGUGGUGACGGAAGAGAAGGCCCCUGCGACCCAGGCCGGUGGACAGCAGAAGGCUGGAGGAGGUGGUGGUGGGAAAAAGAAGAAGGGAAAGGGUGGGAAGUGGUAGGGUUGGUGCACUCCGGCGACCAUGGGAAGCGAGGGUCGAGGAGAUGUGAAGCAAGCCGUUUAGCGAGAAAAGACAAGAAAUGGGAAGCCCGUCGCGAUUCUCUCUAUCUCAUGGAUGCGUGAAGCUGCCCAAACCGCUGUCUCACGAGUAGCGAGACCAAUCUCCAUCGAAUUCGAGCUUCACUGGCGUAGUGCUAAAUUAGACCAGAUACAUCGAAUACGACCACCGCUGGCCCGAAAUGCUAGUAACGCUGUCAUUUAGAUCUUGAGCUCACCCUUGCGUAACGUGGAUGCCACGUCGGCGUGUCAAUUCAA
Trematosphaeria pertusa is the source of this 2341-nucleotide messenger RNA. RefSeq lists its product as uncharacterized. Gene Ontology annotation, cellular component: signal recognition particle, endoplasmic reticulum targeting. The record is from RefSeq and is a predicted model, not a curated record. The transcript has 3 exons. NCBI's taxonomy places the organism in Eukaryota, Fungi, Ascomycota, Dothideomycetes, Pleosporales, Trematosphaeriaceae. Gene Ontology annotation, molecular function: 7S RNA binding; ribosome binding; protein binding. Bases 63 to 2027 code for a protein of 654 amino acids. Gene Ontology annotation, biological process: SRP-dependent cotranslational protein targeting to membrane.